AUGGUCUCCUUAAAAGUUCAUAAACCCUCCGGCCAUCGCAGCCGCUCCCGCUCGCCCAACCCCGGACAGGAGGAGAUGGCGUCGCUCACCAUACGCAACGUCACCAUAAACCCGCUCGAGCUCGUGCUCACCGAGCGCUUCGAGAGAGCGCCCCCACCCGGCGGCGGCUUCUCCCGCAUCAACAGCACUCUCACGGGGCUCUUCACCAGUUCAACCCCGGCACUAUUCGCGCCCGCCGACGGUCAGGAGCCUAGCGAGCGCUGUGAUGUCACCGACGUCGUCGUGGGUGCCUUUGAGACCAAGACCACCGACAUCCCAGCCGCGGAGCCCGGCAGAUCCGUCCUGCGCCUGACGUUCAAGGCGACAGGCAGCCCGGCCCACAGGUAUGUCGUGGACUGCCCCAGCCCGGGAGCGCGGUCCGUGGUGAUGAGGAAGGUGGGCGGAGACGGCGACGGCGACAACAGCAACGGCAAUGACGAGGAACCGCCGCUGGAGUUGACGGCCGUGUACAUCCCGGCGGCGCGCCACCUGUCGGUGCUGAGCUCGGCGAGCCUGCCGGCGUGGAUGCGCGAGCUGGGCGACGGGUGGCCGCUGUCGGCGCUGUCGAUCCCGGGGACGCACAACAGCCCGACGUGCCACGUGGCGCUGCCGUCGGUGCGGUGCCAGGCGGUCGGGGUGCGCGAGCAGCUGGACAACGGGGUGCGGUUCCUCGACGUGCGCCUGUCGGCGUCGCGCGACGACGACGGCCUCGCCCUCGUCCACAGCGUCUUCCCCAUCUCCCUCGCCGGCGGCAAGCACCUCGCCGGCCUGCUCGACGAGCUGUACGCCUUCCUCGACGCCAACCCGUCCGAGGCGCUCAUCAUGAGCCUCAAGCGCGAGGGCACCGGCCGCGGGACCGACCAGCACAUGUCGCAGCACUUGUUCAAGCGGUACUGCGGCGGCGGCGGGAAGGACGGCGGGAGGGACGAGGACACGGCGCGGCGCUGGUUCACGGAGCCGCGGAUCCCGACGCUGGGCGAGGCGAGGGGCAAGAUCGUGCUGGUGCGGCGGUUCAACAACGACGGCGCGCUGCAGGCCGAGCACGGCGGCAAGGGCUGGGGCAUCGACGCCUCGGCGUGGCCCGACAACUGCGCCGACGGCACCGUUGACAGCGGGCUCGUCCGCGUGCAGGACUUCUACGAGGUCACCCAGAGCACCAACAUCGAGAAGAAGGCCGAGCUGGCCCGGUCGCACCUCGAGAGGGCGUGCCAGCAGGUGUAUGCUGCCGCACCAGGACCCGGAGGUGGUGAUGGGCCGCCGCCGCCGCCGCUCUUUGUCAACUUCUUGACUGCGAGCAAUUUCUUCAACGCCAGCUGCUGGCCAGAGAAGAUUGCCGCCAAGGUGAACCCUUCGAUCAUCGAGUACCUCUGCAUCAGGCACGCCGAGAAGGGCAAAGGACCGGCGCAGCUGGACGUCGGAGAUGCGGGCACAGGCAUUGUUGUUACGGACUGGGUUGGCCACGACGGGGACUGGGACUUGAUAAGGUGCAUAGUCGCAUGGAAUGCGAGGCUACAACUGAAGAAGUAG
Diaporthe amygdali is the source of this 1566-nucleotide messenger RNA. RefSeq names its product 1-phosphatidylinositol phosphodiesterase. Gene Ontology annotation, molecular function: phosphoric diester hydrolase activity. Lineage: Eukaryota; Fungi; Ascomycota; Sordariomycetes; Diaporthales; Diaporthaceae. The transcript has a single exon. The coding region runs from base 1 to 1566 and encodes 521 amino acids. Gene Ontology annotation, biological process: lipid metabolic process. The record is from RefSeq and is a predicted model, not a curated record.